Molecule: messenger RNA, 5390 nt
Organism: Larimichthys crocea (large yellow croaker)
Lineage: Eukaryota; Metazoa; Chordata; Actinopteri; Sciaenidae
Product: glycogen synthase kinase-3 beta
Exons: 11
Coding region: 256-1575 (439 amino acids)
Biological process (GO): peptidyl-threonine phosphorylation; negative regulation of canonical Wnt signaling pathway; insulin receptor signaling pathway
Cellular component (GO): nucleus; cytosol; cytoplasm
Molecular function (GO): ATP binding; protein serine/threonine kinase activity
Source: RefSeq, a predicted model, not a curated record
AACCUGAGCAACAGCUACUCCGGACUCCAUCUCCCAGGUGGCAUUGCGAGCGGUCUGUUUCUAGGUGUCUAGCAACAGCUACCAGCCCAGACAGCCGGCGGCAACGGGGAGCGGUAUUUCUCGGUGUGUCUUUCCACGAUUUAUUCGCCGGGGUCGGGUAUUUAUAAUUAAAUAGUCGCUUGGCUUGUAAAAAAAACAACAAAAAAACAAAAAGAAACAUAGUGGAAGCAACAACCCUGACCCCUGCACAGAGAUAUGAGCGGCAGCGGGCGGCCCAGGACCAGCUCGUUUGCUGAGCCGCCAGGUGUGCCGGGAACCGCCGCUGCUGCGUCCACCGGAUCAGCCGCUGCCGUGGGGAGCAGCACAGGAAAGUCCGGGGUCCCGCAGGCCUCCGGCAGCAGCUCGUCGGGAUGCUCGAACCUAAAGCUUGCCAGAGACAGCGGGAAGGUGACGACGGUCGUGGCCACUCCAGGUCAGGGACCGGACCGCCCACAGGAAGUCUCUUACACUGACAUCAAGGUGAUCGGCAACGGGUCGUUCGGUGUGGUGUACCAAGCUCGCCUCAUCGACAGCCAAGAGAUGGUGGCCAUCAAGAAGGUUCUGCAGGAUAAGAGGUUCAAGAAUCGAGAGCUACAGAUCAUGAGGAAGCUGGAUCACUGCAACAUCGUCAGACUACGUUACUUCUUCUACUCCAGCGGCGAGAAGAAAGAUGAAGUGUAUCUCAACCUGGUGCUGGACUUUGUCCCCGAGACGGUCUACAGGGUUGCCAGGCAUUUUAACAAGGCCAAGAGCAUCAUUCCUAUCAUAUAUGUGAAGGUGUACAUGUACCAGUUGUUUCGCAGCCUGGCUUAUAUCCAUUCCCAGGGCGUUUGUCACAGAGACAUCAAGCCCCAAAACCUGCUCGUCGACCCAGAAACUGCCAUCCUCAAGCUGUGUGACUUCGGCAGCGCCAAGCAGCUGAUCCGCGGCGAACCCAACGUGUCGUAUAUCUGCUCGCGGUACUACCGCGCCCCUGAGCUCAUUUUCGGUGCCACAGACUACACGGCAAACAUCGACAUCUGGUCAGCGGGCUGCGUACUGGCCGAGCUGCUGCUCGGACAGCCCAUAUUCCCCGGUGACAGCGGGGUGGACCAACUCGUAGAGAUUAUAAAGGUGCUGGGAACCCCGACGAGGGAACAGAUCCGAGAGAUGAACCCAAACUACACAGAAUUCAAGUUCCCUCAAAUCAAAGCUCAUCCAUGGACCAAGGUGUUUAAGCCUCGCACCCCUCCAGAAGCCAUCACUCUCUGCUCCCGGCUGCUGGAGUACACGCCGGCCUCGCGGUUCUCCCCUCUAGAGGCCUGUUCGCACGCCUUCUUCGACGAGCUGCGCCAGCCCAACACACGACUGCCCAGCGGCCGAGAACUGCCCAUGCUCUUCAACUUCAGCCCCACAGAGCUGUCAAUCCAGCCCCAGCUGAACUCGACCCUCAUUCCUCCUCACGCUCGCUCUCAUACAGCUGCUUCCGCCCACGAUGGUACCGGUUCAGACUCAUCUCAACACAGUUCAGUACCCGGAUCUCUUAACAGCAUCUGAAGCAGCCUCUGCACCUGCCUGCCUGCCUGCCAGCCUCACCCUUACCUCAGACACACACACACACACACACACACACACACACACACAUCUUGCUUUCCUCCAUGCUGCUUGCUCUCUCUCCUCUUAGAUGAUCUGUUUUUUGUACAGUAAAUGCAUCGAACAAACAAACAAAUAGUUCUUUAGCUGCCGGGGUCGAAACUACGGCAGGAGAUUGUUACACACACACACACACACACACACACACACACACACACACAGAGUUUCGCUGCUGCUCGGGUGGUUCGUGAAGGUUCAAUAGUCGGGGCUGGUCCUCUGUAAUAUAACCUUUUUUUUUAAUCAACAUUUCUCUUUUCUUUAUAUUUGUGUUUAUUUAUUUGACUAAUUUACAGAAUCACGUGAUCGCAACAUUUUCAUUUGUUUUUAUAUUCUUCAGUGUUUUGUUUUUUUUGCAUCCCUGUUAGUAAAGGGGUGACUGUACACUGCCUGACCAGAAGAACUGGCCCAGAAUAGGUCGUCAGGGUAAAACGGAAACAUUUUAUUCUACUCAGGACGGGAGAGCGAACGCAGACAGACAGCCACAUUAUUUCACCAACCAGCCUGAUGUUUUUAAAUCCAACAUGUUUCCUUUAACCUGCUCAUGUGGCGGGGCAGAGCAGAAAAAACUCUUCAGCAUCAAGUAGCAGUUAUUAGCUUUUGGUUGGAGGUGUAGCGGAUCGCCUCUUACUUGAUUCAUGAUCAGUGGCUGCUUCUAUACAGACUGGACUGGUAACGAGCUCCUGCUUCUCGUAUCUGUUUGUUUCCUGUUCGAGAGUUCUGCGUCGUAAAAGAGCAAAAUAUUCCUCUAAAAACACAUUUCCGUAUUAAUAUAAGUAAGAUCUCACAGAUUUUUAAACUGAGCAGAGCGGAGGUGUUAAUGUGUUCACCCAGAGGAAUAUUACCUCACCUUAAAAACGAGCUGAGACCUUAUAAAUGUCACACAGAAAAAGAGCCUUUGAAAAUCGAUCCUGCCAACUAGUUAGUCUGUUUAACUCAUGAUUAUUUGAAACCACCAGGAUGCCGCAGUUUUAGAUUGUUACAGCAGCAACAAACCUAAGCGCUCCCUCUGAUUCCUGAAUUAGACGCGGAUAUUGACGCUUGUCUAAUAAAGUAGAGCCCAAUCUGCAUUAAAAAUAAUCUCAUUGACUCCCGUUACACCACGUCAAUGACGACCUGCACGAGUUUCACUUGUGCUUCAGGUGUCAGCGGAGGAAACAGCCGUGCUCAGAAACGUCUUAAAGGUUUUUUUCCACUGAAGUUUUAUUGUUUUAAAUCGAUCUUUUAAUUUUGAGCUUUAAAAAACUAAACAAAAAACUUUAAUUGAGCGAUUUUAGGCACCACGGUCAUGACGUGAGAAGAUGACGCUGUUUGGGUGCUUUUAAAAAAAGAGAAAUGAUUCAUUUUAAAGUGAUGAAACGUGGUAAAUAUACUUUGAACUCUGAUAGUUCCAGCACACAGUAGGCUGCUUAUGCCAGCUUCGCUUCCUGAUAUUAGACGAGAAUAUUAUAACAAUGUCUCUCUGAAACCUGUAAGAUCCUCGCAGAUUAAACAUAAACAUGACAUCAAAUCAAAAAGUCAUUUUUUAGUGGAACUCCCGUUCAUGUCCUCGUGUCGGUGUCGUCCUGUCAGCAGAGAAACUAACGGUGGCUGGGCCGGGGAUCUUUUUUAUUAGACUUGACGGGCGGGAUGCUUCGUGUAAAUUUAUUUAUUUAUUGUCGGCCAUCGCAGAGGAGUCAUGAAAACUGUACGUCCAUCGGUAGAAAUAAAUGUUCUCUGAGUUUGUAGAGGAAGACGUAGAAACUGAAUAACUCUGAGGACGGACGGGGGGGCUCAAUGUGAAUAUGAACUUCUGUCGUGUGCUCUUGUACUUCUAUCUUUGUGAGGACUCAGAGAAUACACACACACAUACACACACUCACACACAGUCGACAUCCUCUCAAGUAUAGAAGUACACAACAAACCUGUGUGUGUGUGUGAUUGUGUGUCUGUGAUUGUGUGUCUGGCCAUAUUCCAACCUGCAGUCUGAACAGCCAGCCAGUGUUUUAGGGAUUAGAGCAGUCGACAUACAGAUUUUUAGUCAGUGCAGACCACUUGAAAGUUUGUAGUAUAGUAUAUUUGAUACUAUUGUACCAUGCCUCCACCUGCUGUUUUUAACUGCAGCCACCUUUUCAUUUGAAUCCCACCGCACUCGGCACAUUCACAUCGAUUUCAUUACGAGGAGAGCGGAGAGCAUUUUUUCAUCUUCCUCCCAGCUAACCUUCUUCUCCUCCUUCUCCUCCUCCUGCUCCUCCUCUCAGUCCACGUUCUGCUUCUGUUUGAUUACCUCUGCGGGGUGUGUCACACUCAGAGCUGUCAUGGCUAUGAAAAGGUGUGGAGGAAAAAAAGCUGCACCCGGCGUGAGGAAUCAAACACAGCUGAUUAUUCUCCUCCUCCUCCUCCUCCUCCUCCUCCUCCUCCUCCUCGUCACUCUCCGUCUCUUGUCGCACAUGUAAAUAUCACUGAUUUUUAUUUUCCUCUUUUUACUUUUUAUUACAGAGUUGUUUAUAUCUUAUUUCCCUCAUCACGCCGAUGAAGCAGUCUUAGUUUGUGCAUUUUUUUUUUUUUUUUUUUAAAUAAGUUUCUUUUUUUCACAAUUCAAAAUGUAAAUACUGCAAAGGAGAAAAAAAAAAAUCAGCCUAUUCCUCAUGUUUGUCGAUCUCUCUCUCUCUCUCUCUCUCUUUCUCCGUCUGUUUGUAGUCCAGUGAAAGUUGUUAACGGCGCUGAAGUCCUCUGCGCCUGAUCGUUUGAACAUUUCCACGGUUCUGUUCCAAAAUGUUGGAAACUUUGGGUGACUGAAAAAUCACGUGACCUCUCUUAAAAAAUCUGAACUGAGGCCUGACGGGUUUGCUCAUCUGACAGCAGUGCUCUUCAAUCUGACACAUGGCGGUCGAGCUGUAAAUGUCUGAAACGGUCACCAUGACAUUUGAAGUAGCUUUUUGUUUUAUUUUAUUUUCUUAAAGCACCUUAAUGGAAGUUUCUGACUCACUUUGAACAGGCUGCAGGUUUCCACAAGAGGGAGCUGCUCUCUCCUCCCCGUGCCAAUUCCAGUAAAUCAUAUUAUUAUUUUAUUGUUUUUUAUCUUUGGUUAUCUCCUACUGUGCAAUUAAACAAUCACCCCACAGUAAACGAGAGCACAGAGGACACACAAUCAAACUCACAUGCUGACAAAGGUUUUCAAGCUAAAAGAAACUCCAGAUAUAAAAUAUUAAAAAAAAACCUCGAUCAGAGAUGACUCAGCAACUUCAAACACAGACAUCACACUCGUCUUUUUCUUCCUCGCACCUCAUCGUUCUCGUUUUGGAACAGAACUUUGUGUGUGCGUGUGUCGUGACAGAUUGCAAUAUAUAAAUUACUGUGCAGUAUUGAUUAAAGAAUGACUCCGCUCCGGUCGCACUGACUGACUCGAUCAUGGUGGCACGUGUUGGCGUUUUUGUAUUACGCGCUGUACGGCGUGCAGAGCUGCUGCUAAUGAUCACACACAGACGUUUGUGUUGUGACUGCAGACAGAGCCACCCGUCAGCUGUGUGUGUGUGUGUGUGACUUUUUGUUUUUAAACUCAGCCGUGUGUCACUUUUAUUUAAUUUUUUUUUAACUGUGUCCUUCUGACCUGGUGGACGGUGAUGUGACAGAGUCAUGGAGGCUUAGACGUAGAAAGAGAGAGAAAGAAACACGAAUCUGUCUGUCUCUGUUCUGUGUGUAUGAUAUGAACUCAUUUACUGUAAUAAAGUGAUGAAACUGUG